AUGGGGAAAUUUCAAGACUUCCCCCACCAACAUUUUAUUGUUUACUUUGCUUACGUUGUUGAACAUUUGGUUUACUAUUUUAGCUCCAAACACCUUGCCCAAAUGAACUGUCAUUCUAAUAAUAACAAUACUGGAGAAGAAAGAACAAAAUGCUGUUCUCACAAAAAAAUCGAAAUGAUUUUGUGUUCAUGUCCUAAACAAUGCCAAUGUGUCGGGCAAUGUAAAUGUGGAAAAUGUACCGAAGACAAAUCCAAAUGUACCUGUCCAACUGCAUCUUGUGUAUGUGAUGGUGACUGUGCUUGUGACCACUGUCAGCCCCCAGAUGCGAGUGAUGAUGAUCUUACUACUCCUAGGAGUUGCUGCUGUUAG
Molecule: messenger RNA, 369 nt
Organism: Pichia kudriavzevii
Lineage: Eukaryota; Fungi; Ascomycota; Pichiomycetes; Pichiales; Pichiaceae
Exons: 1
Coding region: 1-369 (122 amino acids)
Source: RefSeq, a predicted model, not a curated record